Molecule: messenger RNA, 2235 nt
Organism: Heterotrigona itama
Lineage: Eukaryota; Metazoa; Arthropoda; Insecta; Hymenoptera; Apidae
Source: the annotation of a GenBank genome assembly
GACUUGGGAUCGAAAAUGGCUGACAGUGGGGAUGCUGUGAACAGUUCGUCGUCUGGAAAAGAUGCUAGAAAUACCGUCACCGAUGGCCCUGUCACCGAUCCAGCAUCAAGUAACAAGGAUUCCAAGUCUGGAGCCUUGAAGAAGUCUAGCCGUUAUCGUAGUCGAUCAUUAUCAGCUAGUAGCACAGACAGUUACAGCUCUGGUAUGAAUACGUUUAUUAAAGUAUUGUACUAUACAUUUGAUUGUUAUAAUCCGAUCAUUGUUAAUACGUCGCGGUUAAUUUUAGCAUCCUAUACAGGAAGUUCAUCAGACGAGGAUGAUGUGUCACCUCGUGAAAAAAUUCAAAAAACUGAAAAUGGCUUCACAGAUUUCUGUGUACGCAAUAUUAAUCAACAUGCAUUUGGUAGAAGAGAGAUAGAAAUAGCGGAACAAGAAAUGCCGGGAAUUAUGGCACUUCGUAAACGUGCCGCUGAUGAUAAGCCGUUGAAAAAUGCUAAAAUCGUGGGAUGCACUCAUAUCAAUGCUCAAACUGCUGUUCUUAUUGAAACUUUAGUGCAUUUGGGAGCACAAGUUAGAUGGGCAGCAUGUAACAUAUAUUCUACCCAAAAUGAAGUGGCUGCUGCUCUAGCUCAUGCUGGUUAUCCAAUUUUCGCCUGGCGUGGUGAAACAGAAGAAGACUUUUGGUGGUGUAUUGAUAAAUGUGUAGCCGCUGAAAAUUGGCAACCUAACAUGAUACUAGAUGACGGUGGAGAUGCAACACAUUUAAUGCUCAAAAAAUAUAAUGCUAUGUUUAAAAUGAUUCAAGGAAUUGUUGAAGAGAGUGUAACAGGUGUACAUAGAUUAUACCAACUAUCAAAAGCAGGAAAAUUAUCCGUCCCUGCCAUGAAUGUCAACGAUAGUGUAACAAAAACGAAAUUUGAUAAUCUUUAUAGCUGCCGUGAAAGUAUUAUUGAUAGCUUGAAAAGAUCCACAGAUAUUAUGUUUGGUGGAAAACAAGUUGUAAUUUGCGGCUAUGGUGAAGUUGGUAAAGGUUGUUGUCAAGCUCUUAAGGGUUUAGGUUGCAUCGUUUAUAUAACUGAAAUCGACCCAAUUUGUGCUUUGCAAGCAAGCAUGGAUGGUUUUAGAGUGAUGAAAUUAAACGAGGUCAUCCGAAAUGUAGACAUUGUUAUUACCGCAACCGGCAAUAAAAAUGUAGUUACGCGAGAACACAUGGAUAAAAUGAAAAAUGGCUGUGUGGUGUGCAAUAUGGGACACAGUAAUACUGAAAUAGAUAUUAACAGUUUACGCACGCCCGAUUUAACUUGGGAAAAAGUAAGGUCUCAAGUGGAUCAUGUUAUCUGGCCAGAUGGAAAGCGCAUCGUAUUAUUAGCGGAAGGCCGAUUAGUCAACUUGUCUUGUUCCAGCAUUCCUUCAUUUGUUGUGUCGAUCACAGCUGCUACUCAGGCGUUAGCACUAAUUGAACUUUUCAACGCACCGCCAGGGCGGUAUAAAAGUGAUGUUUAUCUGUUACCCAAAAAAAUGGAUGAGUACGUGGCAUCGUUGCAUUUACCAACGUUUGAUGCACAUUUAACAGAAUUAACAGAUGAACAAGCCAAAUAUAUGGGUCUUAAUAAGGCUGGACCUUUUAAGCCUAAUUAUUACCGCUAUUAAAAAUAUGCGGAUAAAUAAUAUGGUACAGUAUAUUUGAAAUUUACGUUUAUGAGUAUUAAAAAAAUAGCUGGCUUCGUUUUAUUGAAGUUUCUUCUAUUAAUUUCAUUUAUCCGAAUUAAUAGAAACAUAUAAUAAGAUAUAUUCUAUUUUAUUAUUAAAGAAGAAUAAUAUUAAUAAUUUCCUUAUAUAUUCUAAAAAAUAUUUCCGUAUGAUUCCAACUAAAAUAUUGUCUCACCACUGGCUGCAAUAAUCAAUCACCAGAAUUUAUAUAAGUAAAUAUAUAUUUAAUUCAUAACAUUCAUAAGUGUAUAGUAAUUAAUUUAUGAUUAAACAUGCGUAAAAUAUGCAGCUGUUCAGUUGAAUUGAAAUAUAAAUUUGCUAAAUGACAGUUUUUAACGACUUUAGCGAUGUUAAGAAAAAAAUUUUCUGUAAAGAUCUGUAUACGUAAAUUAUUUGUAACAGUAUAGAUUAUGUAAUUCGAAACUUUCAUUAAGAAUAUUUUUGAUUUAUUAAAUACUCCAGCCGUUUGAACAGUUUUAACAUGAAUGAAUUGUAAUUUUGGAAAUAUGUAUAUAUAUAUAUAUA